GGCCCAAUCACGGCUCAUUCACGGCCCAAUCGCGGUCUAAUUACGGCCUAAUCCCGGCUCGUACCCUGUUGUGGAUCCCCCCUCUCCUUGGCUCUUGGACGAGGCACGCCAGCCAAAGAGAUGAUGGGGUUGGGCCCCAUGUUAGGGCAGGUGCUGCUGGUGGGGUUGAUCAUCGUCGUUCAGCUCGUGCUGCCCGGGUCGAGCCAAGCACGCGUACCCGGGCUACGCGUGGACUUGGAUGGUCAUUUGCACAUUGGGGAUGGCGGCGAUGCCGCAGCCGGGCAAAAGGUCUUCUUGACUGGUGUUGAUGUGUUGGCCGAGUUGGACACGCUGCGCGCAGCCGUGGCCGAACAGGCCGCCACCGUCGAUUCAAACACGGCCCAGCUCAUUGGCCUGCAGCGCGCCUGGGUCAACCGCAUUAGCUUAGGCCUCAACAUCACCACCGCCGCCUCCCCCCAGACCCAAUGGGGCCGUGCCCUGGCCGUUCACAACAACCUCCUGUUUGUCGGCGCUCCCCAAGCUACUGGCCAAGACAACUCCGUGGGCAUGGUCUAUGUUUUGCAACACUUUGCGGAGACGGAUCAAUACUCCUCCUUCUUAAAAGUCUUUCCAAACCUCGACCACCAACAUGACGCUGAUGAUGAUGAUGCUGACGACGAUGACGUCUAUUUUACAGACUGGCAGUUUGGGUGCGCCCUGGCCGUCAAUGACACCACCCUCUUUGUCGGGGCCUUCAAGGAACCCUCGGUCGCCCUCAACGCCGGCGCCGUCUUGAUCUAUUCCUGGUCCACGACCAACAAGGCCUAUGAGUAUGCAAACCGCCUGCUUUUUCCAGGUAGCCAGACGGGCGAUUGGUUUGGUCGGGCCCUCGCGCUUCAGGACAACGAACUCUUUGUCGGCGCGAGCGGCGACGACUCCGACGGUGUCAACGAUGCCGGCGCCGUUUAUCUGUACCAGCGUUCAUCCGCCGACAACCUCAUCCUCAUUGACACCAUCUUCGCCCCCGAUAAGACGGCUGGCGCCAACUUUGGCACCGCCGUGGGCAUUAGCGGCGCCGAUCUGGCCGUCGGCGCCCCCAACGCCACCCACGACCGCUUUGUCAUGGGCGCGGUGUACAUCAUGACCCGCACCACGACUGACGGCUCCUACACCAUGCGCACCAAGCUCCUCCCCAACAUGCUGCCCGGUGCUAGUGUUGGCAUGCAAUUUGGUCAAAGCCUGGCCUUUAGUGGCGACCUCCUUGCCGUCGGUGCUCCUCUCACCGACGUCCGCGGGCCCAACUCGGGUUCCAUCUACCUCUUUUAUCGAGAUACCGCCCAGGUCUUUCAGCUCGAGCGCGUCAUUCACGGCCUCGCCGGCGCUGGCUAUGGCUUGGCCCUGGACCCCGGCUUGGCGCUCUUUGUGACUCAGCGCGAUCUGGCCGUUGUCCGCCGCAUGGCAUAAUCCGCCUUUCAUGUUAACUGCGUGCGCAUUGUGCCGGGCAAUUCCGCCUCUGUUCCAUGCCCUCUGCAUUCCAGCCCAUCGUAACAUUGUAUUCUGCCGUUUACCCUUCCCUCGACCCUCAGCCCUCGACCCAUCGUGAGUUCGUCGUUGGCUCUUGCACACCACACGUCUUGAGUUUGACAAAGGCGCUUUCCAUUAUGAAUUGACAUGUGACUUG
This is a messenger RNA of Monosiga brevicollis MX1, 1660 nucleotides long. RefSeq lists its product as uncharacterized. The record is from RefSeq and is a predicted model, not a curated record. The transcript has a single exon. Bases 121 to 1443 code for a protein of 440 amino acids. NCBI's taxonomy places the organism in Eukaryota, Choanoflagellata, Craspedida, Salpingoecidae.